AAGGCGGGGCCAAGAUGGCGGCGCAGCGCGCGGCGGGGGCGUGGGGCGGCGGGGGCUGGGGGGCGGUGGGACGUUGACCCCGCCCCCUACUGCUGCCAGUCUGCGCCGGGCGGCGGCGGCGGCGGCGGCGGCGGCGGAGACCCGAACAUGGCGACGUCGCGCACCUUCGGGCCCGAGCGGGAAGCCGAGCCGGCCAAGGAAGCGCGCGUCGUGGGCUCGGAGCUCGUGGACACUUACACGGUUUACAUCAUACAGGUCACUGAUGGCAGCCAUGAGUGGACGGUAAAGCACCGCUACAGCGACUUCCAUGACCUGCAUGAGAAGCUCGUUGCAGAGAGAAAGAUUGAUAAAAAUCUGCUUCCGCCCAAAAAGAUAAUUGGGAAAAACUCAAGAAGCUUGGUGGAGAAGAGGGAGAAGGAUCUGGAGGUCUACCUCCAGAAACUCCUGGCUGCCUUCCCUGGCGUGACUCCCAGAGUACUGGCCCACUUCUUGCAUUUUCACUUCUAUGAGAUAAAUGGCAUCACUGCAGCACUGGCUGAAGAGCUCUUUGAGAAAGGAGAACAGCUCCUGGGGGCCGGCGAGGUCUUUGCCAUUGGACCCCUGCAGCUGUAUGCCGUCACGGAGCAGCUGCAGCAGGGAAAGCCCACGUGCGCCAGUGGGGAUGCCAAGACUGACCUCGGGCACAUCCUCGACUUCACCUGUCGCCUUAAGUACCUUAAGGUUUCUGGCACAGAAGGACCUUUUGGGACCAGCAACAUUCAGGAGCAGCUCCUGCCAUUCGACCUAUCAAUAUUCAAGUCCCUGCAUCAGGUGGAGAUAAGUCACUGUGAUGCUCAGCACAUCAGAGGGCUGGUCGCAUCAAAGCCCACCUUAGCCACGCUGAGUGUCCGCUUCUCAGCAACCUCGAUGAAGGAAGUCCUUGUUCCUGAAGCCUCAGAAUUUGAUGAGUGGGAGCCUGAAGGCACAGCCCUAGAAGGCCCUGUGACUGCCGUCAUCCCCACUUGGCAGGCAUUGACCACGCUUGACCUGAGCCACAACAGCAUCUCCGAGAUCGACGAGUCUGUGAAACUGAUCCCAAAGAUUGAGUUCCUGGACCUGAGUCACAAUGGAUUGCUGGUUGUGGACAAUUUGCAGCACCUGUAUAACCUUGUGCAUCUGGACCUGUCCUACAACAAGCUCUCCUCCUUGGAAGGGCUUCACACCAAGCUGGGGAACAUCAAGACCUUAAACCUGGCAGGCAACCUCCUGGAGAGUCUGAGUGGCCUACACAAGCUCUACUCACUGGUCAACCUGGAUCUCCGGGACAACAGGAUCGAACAGAUGGAGGAGGUCCGGAGCAUAGGCAGCCUCCCGUGUCUGGAGCACGUGUCUCUGCUGAACAACCCUCUGAGCAUCAUCCCCGACUACCGGACCAAGGUGCUGGCUCAGUUCGGAGAGAGGGCCUCAGAGGUCUGUCUGGAUGACACAGUGACCACAGAGAAGGAGCUGGACACGGUGGAAGUGCUGAAAGCAAUUCAGAAAGCCAAGGAGGUCAAGUCCAAACUGAGCAACCCAGAGAAGAGGGGUGGCGAAGACUCCCGGCUCUCAGCUGCCCCCUGCAUCAGACCCAGCAGCUCCCCUCCCACUGUGGCUCCCGCAUCUGCCUCCCUGCCCCAGCCCAUCCUCUCCAACCAAGGAAUCGUGUUCGUUCAGGAGGAGGCCCUGGCCAGCAGCUUCUCGUCCACUGACAGUCUGACUCCCGAGGACCAGCCCAUUGCCCAGGGAUGUUCUGAUUCCUUGGAGUCCAUCCCUGCAGGACAGACUGUCUACCUCGACCCUUGCAUGGCACAAGGAGCAGUCAGAUGCCGGAUCCCUGGAGAGUGGCGAGAGGCUCUGGCCCUGGGUUGGGAGUGUGGGAAUCGCAGCCCUGCUGUGUACUGGUGGAAUAGCCAAGCAGCAUCUGAUGAUUUAAGGGACGUGCCGGGAGCUGUUGGUGGUGCAAGCCCAGACCAUGCCGAGCCGGAGGUCCAGGUGGUGCCCGGGUCUGGCCAGAUCAUCUUCCUGCCCUUCACCUGCAUUGGCUACACAGCCACCAACCAGGACUUCAUCCAGCGCCUGAGCACGCUGAUCCGGCAGGCCAUCGAGCGGCAGCUGCCUGCCUGGAUCGAGGCUGCCAACCAGCGAGAGGAGGGCCAGGGCGAGGAGGAGGAGGAGGAGGAGGAGGAGGAGGAUGUUGCUGAGAACCGCUAUUUUGAAAUGGGGCCCCCGGACGUGGAGGAGGAGGAGGAAGGAGGCCAGGGGGAGGAAGAGGAGGAGGAGGAAGAGGAGGAUGAAGAGGCCGAGGAGGAGCGCCUGGCUCUGGAGUGGGCCCUGGGUGCGGACGAGGACUUCCUGCUGGAGCACAUCCGCAUCCUCAAGGUGCUGUGGUGCUUCCUGAUCCAUGUGCAGGGCAGUAUCCGCCAGUUCGCCGCCUGCCUUGUGCUCACCGACUUUGGCAUCGCGGUCUUCGAGAUCCCGCACCAGGAGUCUCGGGGCAGCAGCCAGCACAUCCUCUCCUCCCUGCGCUUUGUCUUCUGCUUCCCACAUGGCGACCUCACCGAGUUCGGCUUCCUCAUGCCAGAGCUGUGUCUGGUGCUCAAGGUACGGCACAGUGAGAACACGCUCUUCAUCAUCUCAGACGCCGCCAACCUGCAUGAGUUCCAUGCCGACCUGCGUUCAUGCUUUGCACCCCAGCACAUGGCCAUGCUCUGUAGCCCCAUCCUCUACGGCAGCCACACCAGCCUGCAGGAGUUCCUGCGCCAGCUGCUCACCUUCUACAAGGUGGCUGGCGGCUGCCAGGAGCGCAGCCAGGGCUGCUUCCCCGUCUACCUGGUCUACAGCGACAAGCGCAUGGUGCAGACAGCCGCCGGGGACUACUCAGGCAACAUCGAGUGGGCCAGUUGCACGCUCUGUUCAGCAGUACGGCGCUCCUGCUGCGCGCCGUCUGAGGCCGUCAAGUCCGCCGCCAUCCCCUACUGGCUAUUGCUCACACCCCAGCACCUCAACGUCAUCAAGGCCGACUUCAACCCCAUGCCCAACCGUGGCACCCACAACUGUCGCAACCGCAACAGCUUCAAGCUUAGUCGCGUGCCGCUCUCCACCGUGCUGCUGGACCCCACACGCAGCUGCACCCAGCCUCGGGGCGCCUUUGCUGACGGCCACGUGCUGGAGCUGCUCGUGGGGUACCGCUUUGUCACUGCCAUCUUCGUGCUGCCCCAUGAGAAGUUCCACUUCCUGCGUAUCUACAGCCAGCUGCGGGCCUCGCUGCAGGACCUAAAAACUGUGGUCAUCGCCAAGACCCCUGGGACGGGAGGCAGUCCCCAGGGCCCCUUUGCGGAUGGCCAGCCUGCUGAGCGCAGGGUCAGCAAUGACCAGCGUCCCCAGGAGGUUCCAGCAGAGGCUCUGGCCCCAGCCCCAGCGGAAGUCCCAGCUCCAGCCCCCGCAGCAGCCUCAGCCUCAGGCCCAGCGAAGACUCCGGCCCCAGCAGAGACCUCAACUUCAACUUUGGUCCCAGAGGAGACCCCAGUGGAGGCUCCAGCCCCACCCCCAGCCGAGGCCCCUGCCCAGUACCCGAGUGAGCACCUCAUCCAGGCCACCUCGGAGGAGAAUCAGAUCCCCUCGCACUUGCCUGCCUGCCCGUCACUCCGGCACGUCGCCAGCCUGCGGGGCAGCGCCAUCAUCGAGCUCUUCCACAGCAGCAUUGCUGAGGUUGAAAACGAGGAGCUGAGGCACCUCAUGUGGUCCUCGGUGGUGUUCUACCAGACCCCAGGGCUAGAGGUGACCGCCUGCGUGCUGCUCUCUACCAAGGCUGUAUACUUUGUGCUCCACGACGGCCUCCGCCGCUACUUCUCAGAGCCACUACAGGAUUUCUGGCAUCAGAAAAACACCGACUACAACAACAGCCCCUUCCACAUCUCCCAGUGCUUUGUGCUAAAGCUUAGUGACCUGCAGUCCGUCAAUGUGGGGCUUUUCGACCAGCAUUUCCGGCUGACGGGUUCCACCCCGUUGCAGGUGGUCACGUGCUUGACGCGGGACAGCUACCUGACGCACUGCUUCCUCCAGCACCUCAUGGUCGUGCUGUCCUCUCUGGAACGCACGCCCUCACCGGAGCCUGUUGACAAGGACUUCUACUCCGAGUUUGGGAACAAGACCACAGGGAAGAUGGAGAACUAUGAGCUGAUCCACUCUAGUCGUGUCAAGUUCACCUACCCCAGUGAAGAGGAGAUUGGGGACCUGACGUUCAUUGUGGCCCAAAAGAUGGCUGAGCCAGAGAAGGCCCCAGCCCUCAGCAUCCUGCUGUAUGUGCAGGCCUUCCAGGUGGGCAUGCCACCCCCUGGGUGCUGCAGGGGCCCCCUGCGCCCCAAGACACUCCUGCUCACCAGCUCUGAGAUCUUCCUCCUGGAUGAGGACUGUAUCCACUACCCGCUGCCCGAGUUCGCCAAAGAACCGCCGCAGAGAGACAGGUACCGGCUGGACGAUGGCCGCCGCGUCCGGGACCUGGACCGAGUGCUCAUGGGCUACCAGACCUACCCACAGGCCCUCACCCUCGUCUUUGAUGAUGUACAAGGUCAUGACCUCAUGGGCAGUGUCACCCUGGACCACUUUGGGGAGGUGCCAGGUGGCCCAGCCAGAGCCGGCCAGGGCCGUGAAGUCCAGUGGCAGGUGUUUGUCCCCAGUGCCGAGAGCCGAGAGAAGCUCAUCUCGCUGCUGGCUCGCCAGUGGGAGGCCCUGUGUGGCCGUGAGCUGCCUGUCGAGCUCACCGGCUAGCCCAGGCCACAGCCAGCCAUCACCGCCUGCCGUGUCUAGCCUGGUGGCUACUGGGGCAGGGCAGCAGGCUUUUGUGUUCUCUUAAAAUGUUUUCUCCUCCCUUUGGUACCUUAAUUUGACUGUCCUCGCAGAGAAUGUGAACGUGUGUGUGUUGUGUUAAUUCUUUCUCAUGUUGGGAGUGAGAAUGCCGGGCGCCUCCAGGGCUGUCGGUGUGCUGUCAGCCUCCCACAGGUGGUGCGGCCGUGCACACCUGUGUCGUGUCUGCUGUUGUGGGACCGUUGUUAACACGUGAUGCUGUGGGUCUGACUUUCUCUUCUACACGUCCUUUCUUGAAGUGUCGAGUCCAGUCCUUUGUUGCUGUUGCUGUCAUUGUGGGCAUCUUGCUGCUAAUCCUGAGGCUGGUAGCAGAAUGCACAUUGGAAGCUCCCACCCCAUGUUGUUCUUCAAGGUGGAGGUCUCCCCUGAUCCAGACAAGUGGGAGAGCCCGUGGGGGCAGGGGACCUGGAGCUGCCAGCACCAAGUGUGAUUCCUGCUGCCUGUGUUCUCUAUUCCAAUAAAGCAGAGUUUGACACUGUC
Messenger RNA from Piliocolobus tephrosceles (Ugandan red Colobus), 5361 nucleotides. It is a transcript of the gene NISCH, whose product is annotated as nischarin. The coding region runs from base 148 to 4785 and encodes 1545 amino acids. Gene Ontology annotation, molecular function: integrin binding; phosphatidylinositol binding. The record is from RefSeq and is a predicted model, not a curated record. Gene Ontology annotation, cellular component: cytoplasm. NCBI's taxonomy places the organism in Eukaryota, Metazoa, Chordata, Mammalia, Primates, Cercopithecidae. The transcript has 22 exons.